UCAUUAUAAUCAUUUACAAAUUGUCAAUACAACAUUUUGGAUUUUAUUCCUUAAAUCAUAGUAUAUUUUCAAUUUUAUAUAGCUUUGGCGUACAACAGUGUUCAUUUAUCGGCCUUCAUUGGACAUAAUAUAGCGCUCCCGGUGGCGAUGACUGUCUGUAAAAGAAUGUUCAAUGUUCCAAACAAGUGACGACACCCCAUAAAUUCACCUAGGGUUGGUGGCAAACCAGUACAGUGUUAUAAAUCUCAAGGCCACCACUUCCACUUCCACCGUCUGAAUCGUUCACAGCACGAUGUAGAGAAGAUAUAAUAAUACAUUUUCGUAUAACAACUUAAAGUAAAAUAGGCCUCCAGGCGAAUAGUGGCGUACUCUGUUGAGAGAUUUCCGAACUCCUGGUUUGCCGAACAUUUUGGCAUCCAUUUUUUUUACAUUGUGAGAUAGGGAAGGGGUAUCACCUUAUCUUCUCUAGUCAUUACAUCGUGGUACACAGUCAACUACUGCGGUAGUUGCAGCCCACCACUAGCCCUGGUAGUUCGUGUCGUGUCCACUACGUUCGUUUCGCCUCGAUCCGGUUUUCGUCAAUUCAUAGUUCGCUGCUCAGUCAUCACUAGUCACCCUUACGGGCUAGACGGUGGUUGUUCAAUUCUCUCUGUAACCUCUAUAAUGGAUCCUAUUAUGAAUUCGCAACCUAUAGAAGUCAUCGACACGAAUGGAUUUAAUAAGUUUAAAUAUCCAGCAAUUGUACAUAAUGGGUACCUGUACCAUUUCCACAAAAAAUGCAAGCGUCACCUCCGAUGGAGAUGUUGCCGUCGAUUAUCUUGGAAAUGCCCGGCUGUGCUCAGAAUGACCAGGGGUAUGUCAGAAAUAGCACACAUCACCGUCGACCACGAACAUAUUCACGCGAACGACUUGGACGCAAUCGAAGCAUUUAAAAAUGUAAUAAAUAAACACAAACAAUCGUCCUUAUCCAGUAAAAAUAAGUGUUUUAAACCAAAGGAUUUGAACAAAUUUUUUCUAACUAACUCAAAAGAUACAAUUUUCAAUUUUGAAAAUAAUCCGCUCAAUAAAUUAGAACAAAAAAAUAACAAAAAUCAACUCAAAAACGUAAAUCAAAUUUGUCGGGCAACAUUACCAAAUGAACAUAAUAUGACCAUCAAUAAUAAUAAAAACAAAAAUAAAUUUUCUUUAAGAAAUAAUAUAAACAAAAGAAAUUAUAUUUUGUCUAAAAAUAAUCAGAUAGAAAAAAAUGCUUUGAUUAGAAGAAGAAAAAAAAAUGUAUAUAUGCCAAUUGCUAACACACGCACAUUCAAAAGAUCUUUGACUACGAAUACAAACAAGAGAAAAAAUAUUAAGACUACUAAUAAACAAAAAAUUAAAAGUACAUUAAUCACAAAUGCAUGUAGCCAAACAAUUCCUUCAAAAGUUAAACCAAGAAAAAACACUUCUAAAUUUACAAAUAAAAAUUUACCUAUAAAUACAACUACUUCUACAAGUACACCUGUACUUAAAAGUAUAUCUACAAUUGGAAGUUUACCUUCAAUUAAAGUUCCAUUUAAUAUGAUUGAAAGCCAUUUGAACAAGAAUAUUGAUAAUGAAAAUGAAAGUAUUAGUGAUAGUGACGACAAUAAUGAUGAUGAUGAUGAUGAUUCUAUUUUUGGUUCUGAUGGAGUUAAUUAUAAUACAGUUAUCAAUGAUAAUGAUGACGAAGAAAAUAAUAUUAAAUUUGUGCAAGAUGAUUGUAUGUCAAACAACUAUAAUAAAGAAAAUUGGCCAACAAUUUUAAAAAAACUGAGUGAUCCUUCGACAGGAAUUAAGGUAUUAGAAGGUAUUUUAUUGCGCAAAGCAUUAAUUCAAAUGAUGCAAGGAAAUAAUAUUAAAUUUGUGCAAGAUGAUUGUAUGUCAAACAACUAUAAUAAAGAAAAUUGGCCAACAAUUUUAAAAAAACUGAGUGAUCCUUCGACAGGAAUUAAGGUAUUAGAAGGUAUUUUAUUGCGCAAAGCAUUAAUUCAAAUGAUGCAAGGAAAUAAUAGAACUAAUAGAGAAGUUCUGAUAUUAAAACACUACAGCUGCAGUAUUGAUAAUUUGAAACAUAAGUAUGAUCGUUUGCUGCAAAAAGUAAAAACAUUAAAAAAUAGUCUAAAAAGUGAUAGAAAUAUGAGACGUACUAGUGUUUUAAAUAAAAAAGCAAAGCAGUUCGAUAACAAUACAGAGUAUCAUAACGUGGACUCACUGAAUCGGGUACAAGUCAACGAUGAAGCCAAAAUCGACGGGGAAGAUGAAAAACAUAAUAGACCCACCCGGACAAGACGACAGCCAGCGCGUCUAUCAAUUUAUCACUUAUACAGUGAUAGUGACUAGAGAUGGGAACCACAGUAAAUUUAAUUGAUGAUCAAAUAUUGCAAAGGACAUUCAGAGAAAAUUCAUCCACUGAACUGUAGAUAUUUUUUAAUGAAUAAAGCGAACACUAAUCAGAAGACUUAAGGUAUAUUAAAAUUGCAAUUUAACAUUGAA
Molecule: messenger RNA, 2511 nt
Organism: Aphis gossypii (cotton aphid)
Lineage: Eukaryota; Metazoa; Arthropoda; Insecta; Hemiptera; Aphididae
Exons: 7
Coding region: 664-2358 (564 amino acids)
Source: RefSeq, a predicted model, not a curated record